This is a messenger RNA of Aspergillus glaucus CBS 516.65, 1002 nucleotides long. RefSeq lists its product as uncharacterized. The transcript has 2 exons. Gene Ontology annotation, biological process: secondary metabolic process. Lineage: Eukaryota; Fungi; Ascomycota; Eurotiomycetes; Eurotiales; Aspergillaceae. Bases 1 to 1002 code for a protein of 333 amino acids. The record is from RefSeq and is a predicted model, not a curated record.
AUGGUCUCCCUCAAGGCAGUCCAAGCGUCCAAUGCGGGCCUGCGCGCCCUUCCCAACAUCACCGCUCUCUUUGUUGGCGGCACCAGUGGCAUCGGCCAGAGCACCCUGCGUCAGCUAGCCCGAGAGGCAGACACUCCCACGGCUUACAUUGUCGGUCGCAAUGAGUCCAAGGCGGGCCCGUUUCUGGCCGAGUUGCGCCAGCUGAAUCCCAAGGGUCGCUUCAACUUUAUCGAGGCGGAUGUGUCGCUCAUUCGCAAUGUGGACGCGGCGUGCAGGCAGGUGCUGGAGCAGGAGAAGCAUCUCAACUUUCUGUUUAUGACACCGGGUGGUAUUUCUCUUGGUGGUAGAAAUGAAACCGUUGAAGGUAUCGACCACCUCUUCGCCCUACGAUACUACUCCCGCAUGCGCUUCGUCCAGAACCUCCUCCCUCUCCUUGAAUCCGCCGGCCCCAGUCGUGUCGUCAGCAUCUACGGCGGCGGCUUCGAAUUCUCCAUCAACACCGACGAUCUCGACCUCAAGCACAACUUCUCCCUCCUCAACGCCUACAAGCACUCCAUAACCAUGACCUCGCUCAGCAUGGAGCAUCUCGCCGCAAAAUACCCCAACGUCAGCUUCAUCCACGCCUACCCCGGUCUCGUGGGGACAAACAUCUACACCAACAGCUUCCCCGCGCCGAUUUCUACCUUUUAUAACUACGGCAUGUGGCCGCUGAUGUGGCCGUUGUCUGUCAAUCUAGGCGAGAGUGGAGAGCGACAUCUCUUCCACCUUAGCUCUGCACGUUAUCCGGCGAAGAAUGGUCUGCAGAACCAGGGUGUGCCGGUUGACACAGCUGAGAUCGCAAAGGGUACAACGGGGGAGACUGGAAGCGGCGCAUAUCUGAUGAACUGGAAGGGAGAGGUUCGACCAACCAGGAAGGUUAUGCAGGAGUAUCGCGAGAAGGGAGUUGGAGAGUUGGUAUGGAAGCAUACACAGGAGUUGUGGGAUCAGGCUAUUCGUUGUUGA